AUGAGGUCCCCGUUUGUAACAGAGGAGACUGCGCUGAAAUGGAAGAGGUAUGUUUUAAAUCCUGCUCUCGUCCUUAACCACAAUCAUCAAAGCUCAAGCCCUUUCCAUUCCUCAACUAAAGAAAAACACCGUGACAAGUUCUCCCUUCGCGGGCAUCACGCUCUCGUCACCGGCGGAAACCAAGGCAUAGGGCUCGCUCUAGCCGCUGGCCUUGCUCGAGCGGGAGCGGACGUCGCAGUCUUUGACAUCUCGCCUCCCUCGACUGAAUUCGAAAGCAUCUCCACCUCCCACGGCAUCCGCACGGCGUAUCGCAUGGUUGACGUCUCGUGUGUCCCCGCCCUGAAACAAGCCUUUGAAGAUACAAUCAUGCCAUUUUGCGGCGACGGCGGUCUGGACAUCUGCAUCACAGCCGCCGGGAUCAAUCAAGUCAAGGACUUCCUCGACACCGAAGAAGCGGACUUUGACAAACUGAUCAACGUCAACGUCAAAGGCGUGUAUUUCACCUGCCAACUAGCCGCACAGGCCAUGGUCAGAUCCAACUCAGCCCCCAGUGAGAUAAAGAAAGUCAUCAGUAAUGGAAGUGAGAACGAGAGCAAAAGGAAAAGCAAAAGCAUUAUCGUGAUAGCCAGCACGGCGUCUUACGUCGCAGCCCGGACGCACAAUUCAAGCAUCUACGCCGCAACCAAAUCCGCCGUCCGGGGAAUGGUAUCUGAAAUAGCCAAGGAACUCGGACGGAGUGGGAUCAGAAUCAACUCGAUCAGUCCCGGGUACACGUUGACCAACAUGACGAGGGGAUAUCCGGACCUUAUAAAGCAGUGGCAAAGCGACACCAUGUUGGGAUUCAUUGGCAUGCCCGAGGACUACGUCGGCGCGUCGCUCUACCUGGCCAGCAACGCAAGCAGAUAUGUGACUGGGCAGGAUAUUUUGAUUGACGGCGGGUCGACGAAGUGGUGA
This is a messenger RNA of Cladophialophora bantiana CBS 173.52, 954 nucleotides long. RefSeq lists its product as uncharacterized. Gene Ontology annotation, molecular function: oxidoreductase activity, acting on the CH-OH group of donors, NAD or NADP as acceptor. The record is from RefSeq and is a predicted model, not a curated record. Bases 1 to 954 code for a protein of 317 amino acids. Lineage: Eukaryota; Fungi; Ascomycota; Eurotiomycetes; Chaetothyriales; Herpotrichiellaceae. The transcript has a single exon.